AUUGAGCAAGUCAGUCCUAUCUUUAUUACAGUCAAAGACCAGCAUAAGCAAGUCAUAUCUUUGUGUUGCAUGGACGUUUACUGUCUAGGCUUGGAAUUUCUUUUGAAAUCCUAAAUAUAAACCAUUUUAACAGAAAAGUUUUUUUUUUUUUGCAAGCAAUGCUGAGAGAAGAUAAGUCUGUUCACCCGAAGAGGAGCUUGCUGGUCUUCCCUGCCAUGCUUUAAACUGGUUUGCAUAUGAAGAUGAAAAGACCAACUGGGUUUUUAACAGCUACUUUCAAACCUAUCAUCCUAGUUGUUAUUGGACUUUGCUUUAUUUACAUGAUCAAGAUAAACUCUGAUUUCAAGACAUGUGGUACAAGAAGAAUUCAUGAUGUAGACCCUGAUCGUGCAAAGAGAGCCCAGAAGUACGUAGAGAAAGUUCUACAAGCUGAGUGUCGGCCAUCUUUUGCAAAGAACAAGAUGAACAAGCUAUUUAUGAACAAGUACAGUAUGGAUGUGACUCCUUUUAUCAAUAAAGAUAUCAGUGCUCAACCAUCUCUCUUCAAAUAUGACCCACCUUUUGGAUUUCACAAAUUUUCGGAGAAGCUUCAAAACUUACUACAACUCCUACCUGAAUACAAUUUACCAGAAGACCUGCAGUCGAAGCACUGUAAACGUUGUGUUGUUGUGGGAAAUGGCAGAAUACUACACGGGUUGAAGCUGGGUUCUGUCCUGAAUAAUUUCGAUAUUGUUAUAAGGUUAAAUAGUGCACCUGUUCAGGGAUAUACAGAUGAUGUCGGUAACAAAACAACAAUAAGAAUGACGUAUCCUGAAGGAGCCCCCUUUUCUCAAGAUGAAUAUUAUCCAAAUGGCUUGUUUGUGGCAGUUUUAUUUAAAACUGCUGAUUUUCAUUGGAUAGAAGCAAUGGUGAAAAAUGAAACACUACCCCUCUGGAUGCAGCUCUUUUUUUGGAAGCAAGUGGCUGCGAAAAUACCUGUCACGGCUAAGCAGUUUCGGAUUUUGAACCCAAUUAUCGUUAAGGAGACGGCUGUAGAUAUUCUCCAAUACCCUGAACCUCAACCAAAAUUCUGGGGCUGGAGUAAGGACUUACCCACAAUUGGAGUGACAGCAGUUGUUCUGGCUACGCAUCUAUGUGACGAAGUGAGUUUAGCUGGAUUUGGAUAUGACCUGAGUCAACCUGACACACCGCUACAUUAUUAUGACAGUUUCUGCAUGGCAGCAAUGAAUGGGCAAACCAUGCACAACGUGACUACGGAAACAGUAAUUCUGCAAAAGCUGAUAAAAGAAGGUGCUGUGAGAGAUCUCAGUGGAGGAAUCUAUUGUGACUUCUGUGAAAAAACAGGCUACAACUAGAACCCCAAGUCAGAGACUGACUUUUGCAUGUUCCUGCCAGCUUCCCUCUGUUGAAAAAAGCCGUUUCAGUACCCCAUGCAGACCACCCUAAGGAACUUCUGUAUGUACAGUGGGGCAAAGAAGUAUUUAGUCAGCCACCAAUUGUGCAAGUUCUCCCACUUAAAAAGAUGA
Molecule: messenger RNA, 1526 nt
Organism: Python bivittatus (Burmese python)
Lineage: Eukaryota; Metazoa; Chordata; Lepidosauria; Squamata; Pythonidae
Source: RefSeq, a predicted model, not a curated record